Messenger RNA from Spea bombifrons (plains spadefoot toad), 1468 nucleotides. RefSeq names its product TIP41-like protein. Gene Ontology annotation, biological process: TOR signaling. Gene Ontology annotation, cellular component: cytosol. NCBI's taxonomy places the organism in Eukaryota, Metazoa, Chordata, Amphibia, Anura, Pelobatidae. The record is from RefSeq and is a predicted model, not a curated record. Bases 132 to 953 code for a protein of 273 amino acids. The transcript has 2 exons.
UUGUGGUUUAUAUAGAAGGAGCCAGACCGUAACCCCCAGCUAUACCAUGUGAAGUGCAUUCUCUGUAGCACUGAACAUCCUUCCAGGGAAAUUCGCCCUAAUUCAUUAUAAGAUCACCGCCGGCUAUUGCUAUGAUGAUACACGGUUUCAAGAGCAGCAACCAAGACUUCAGUUUUGGACCAUGGAAGGUUACGGCAAUCAAGACCCAUAUCAUGAAAUCGUCUGACGUGGAAAAGUUAGCUGAAGAGAUGCACAUGCCGUGUCUCCCGGAAAUGAUGUUCGGGGAUAAUGUGUUAAGGAUCCAGCACUCUUCCGGUUUCGGAAUUGAAUUCAAUGCUAAGGAUGCCCUAAAAAGGGUGAACAAACACCAGGGGGUAGUUAAAGUGGCCUGUGCCGAGGAGUGGCAGGAGAGCAGAUCGGACAGCGAGCACAGCAAGGAAAUCGUGAAGCCGUACGAUUGGACGUAUACCACCGAUUACAAAGGAACAUUGCUUGGAGGCAACGAGACGUUCAACGUGGUCUCCACGGCCGAGAGAAUUAACACCGAGAAACUGAAGGCCAGAGAGCAGAUCAUGUUCUUCGAGGAGGUUCUACUGUUUGAAGAUGAGCUUCAUGAUCAUGGCGUGUCCAGUCUCAGCGUCAAGAUAAGAGUGAUGCCUUCCGGUUUCUUCCUCCUCCUCAGAUUCUUCUUGAGGGUAGACGGUGUGCUUAUUCGCAUGAAUGACACCCGGCUGUAUCACGAAGCCGACAAGUCCUUUAUGAUACGCGAGUACACGUCUCGAGAGGACAAAAUUGGCAACCUAAGUCAUGUUCCUCCUCCCCUCUACACUGAACCAAACGAGAUCUCUCAGUACCUGCCGGUUUUGGAAACCACGUAUGAAAAGUUGGAAUUCCCAGCGUUAUCUGGGUCAGAAAAUGCAGCGCCCGUGUCAACAAGUGUACCAAAUGCCUAAAAUCCAAGUGGACACUAGAGGAAAGACAACCAUUUCAUCGUAGGGGGAAAGUGUGUCUAGUAGCCCAAUGGAACACAACAUGACGAGUGUCCCCGACAUAUCCCACCGGGAUUUCACUACUAGAUAUGUCCUUAUUCUUUUUAGUGACGAUCGGCAAAGAUGUUCCAAAGUGUGGGCAACAUGAUUUUUUAAUUGCAGGACCAAUAUAUGAUCUAAUGGACAGAAUUUAAGAGGUGUUAAACAAAAGAGCUGUUAACCUGCAACCGGUUGGAUGAUGACAUAUAAUAUCGGUUUCGGAGAUUGACCCUUUACUACACGUGUCCAUUUUAUUGGGAAAACAACAACUUUUUGCCAAAGUUGUUUUCAUUUUUCUGUCUGGAGAUGAAUAUUUCCAAUGAGAUCAUAUCAGUAAAUCAUCCUGGAUUCGUGAUCAGCUUCAUAUAAACCAGAAUCUCACUUUAUUGUGGAUUUCUAGGUUCUGUCGGUAAAAUAUUGUGGUAAUAAAAAAAACAAAA